Molecule: messenger RNA, 4389 nt
Organism: Dermacentor andersoni
Lineage: Eukaryota; Metazoa; Arthropoda; Arachnida; Ixodida; Ixodidae
Biological process (GO): nuclear migration along microtubule
Cellular component (GO): nuclear membrane
Molecular function (GO): lamin binding; actin filament binding
Source: RefSeq, a predicted model, not a curated record
UUUCAUUCGCCGAAACCCGCUUUAUUCUAUGGGGAGCUGCGGCGGCAUUUUUCGUUCGUUUGUACUUGUUUCUCUUAGCUUUGCACAGUUAGCUUAAUCUCAGUAUGAUAUUGCCGGUGCUCGCAGGAGUGGUACUGGGUGUGCCUGUUUUUCUGUAUUCCUACAGAAGGAUACGGCCACUCUUUUCUGUCAAGGUAAACUGCUGGUUCUGCGGUGUGCAGACGGUUGUUCCUUACGGAAACAUCAACUGCUGGGACUGUCCGAGCUGUGAGCAGUACAAUGGAUUCAAGGAGGAUGGUGACUACAACAAGCCAAUUCCUGCACAGUUUGAUGAAGCCCUCAAUUUCACAGCAACUUCCAGCUGCCAAGCAGAUUCCUCGCCCGGAGCUUUGAAGCUGAAGCCUGACAACCAGCUGUGUUCUGUUUGCAAUUACCAUCAGGUCAUCAAGGUUCGACUUCUGGCAAACUUCACUCCCACAGAGGAGAGCCUUUUCGAGUCCGAGGUGGAGCAGUACCGGCAGCACCUCGAAGAAGUCUACCCACUGUGCCAGCCGUGUGAGGCACAGGUCAAGAGGACGCUGACCCUUCAGGACUCGCUGCUACGGCCACACUUGGUCGGCCGCACGCUGCCGGGCCAUUGGAGAGUCCUGGCACACUACUGUCUUCCUUGGAAGCAGCGCCUGAGGCUUGUGUUGUCCCUGGUAGCGUCAGCCAUGAGUGUCUCUGCCUCAACAAUGUUGCUUUUGGCCUUGCUGGAGGGCAAUGCUAUGCUGACGCAGUACUGUGCAAAGUUUGGCCUGGCUAGUGUGGCAGGGAACGCGCAGCCCCGCCGACUACUGCAGCCUGCUGGUCUGGUGUUGGCUGGAAGCUCGGCACUGCUCGCAGGACGGCGCCGGCUGGGUCUCACUGCCCUUCUCCUCUGCUUCUCCUGGCUGCUGACGCUGUUGUGCAGCUACCCUGCAAUGGAAAAGUGGCUGGGUUAUGUUAACCUAGCAUGGGGCCAGCUUGUUCUCGCCACUGUAACAGUUGUCCUAGGCACCUUCCACACAUUCAACCUUCUCAAAAGCUACCUGCAUGGUGGAGCUCUUAGGAAACUGGUCAGUCCCAGAGUAAGCAGCCUGUCAUCUAGUCCCUACACAUCCAGCACUGCAAGUCUGUGCUCGUCAACAUACCUGCCCAAUAGAGAGGGCUCACAAUGCAUUGGCCAGAGUCGGUUAAGCUUUGAUGACAACCAGAGCACCUGCAGCCACCUGACAAAGACGGCCACCAGCGACCUCUCGGACAGGAUAAGUGACGUGCACAUCUCUCCUGAGAGUGAAAGAUCAUGGACUACUAGCACGUGGUCCAAACCUACAAGUCUGCAAGGAAUCUCCAAGGAAUCUGCUCCAGCCAGCUGCACGAAUUUGGCUGACAUGGGUGGCGACGGUGGUAGCAGACCGUCGUCGCUCCUGUGGCCCGCUAGGCUGCGCUUUCAGCCGGGCUCGCCAUGGAUGGCGGGUGGCAUGUGGGCCAUGGGCGGAACACGCACUCCCUCAAACACCAAGGUCUUGUGGGGAGUCAAGCAGAGUUUCGGCCUGCUCACUCCACCGCCAUCUCUGGCUGGAUCAGCCAAGCACAGCUCCAGUGGUUUCGGCGCAAGCACAAAUGGCUGCAAGCAGAAGAAAACAGACUGGUGUUUCUUUAAGCAAAGAGACGCCUUCUUCUCGUCGUCACCUGACAGCACCCUGGUACCUGAAAUGCGGACAUCAGCUUCUGCCAGGAACCGGGAGACCGGAAUGUUGACCAGCCAGCAUCAUUCGUUGGCAGGCAGUCACAGAAUUGAUGGCACAUCGACACUCAGGCACCGCAGUGGGGUCAGCAGGAAGGCUGCAUCUCACCUCCUCCAGAAUGCUCAAGGCAAAGGCUACGCAAAGUCUUCUGUCAGCCAAACUUCGCUGGCAACGGGGAUGGUUGCCAGCAGUGAACACACAGCAACAGCUUCCAGGGACCUGCUUGCCAGGCAGCCUUUUCCAACGCUCGGCUGGUUCUUUCUGGGUCUAAGUGUGAUGCUCAACAUGUCACUGUUCGCCUACUUUACUUUCUGGUCGGGUGUAGCCAUCUCAAGGCAGUGAAAAUCUGCGAUGUGCUCGUCUCGUACCCACUUUUUUGGCGUGUGCAACUGGCCAUGACAUUUUGAAGACGUUUUUGUACAUAUGACAAGAGAUCUGCACAUACCGACAUGGGAGAGGUGCUGUGCAUGCUAAUAAUCUACAACCGGUGUUUGGUGGGUGCUCUGAAGGCACUUUUUUUACGAGACCAGCACUGCUUCAAGUGGUCAAGUUUUUCUUGCUUUUAUUGACGUGCAUACCACUUUGAGUGCUGCGAGUGUCCGUGUUCAGCACUAGCCCCCAUAGUCAUAGACAGGCCUCAUCUCAAUGCGCUUCCAUGCCUUUUCUAAACGUAGAACAGUGUCAUCCUUUGACUGAAAUAGACAUGGCCCUUCAAUAAUUCCCUUUGGCAAUUCUCGUUUGAAAAGCUGCUUGAGAAAUGCUCUUCUACACCGGUGCCUGUGGGUAAACGGUGGCAGCAUUUGGUUACAAGAUUUUGAAUCAGAAUCGCCAAGGAGUGCUUUAAUGCACGAUGACUACUUCAGGCGAGUAACAAAGCAGCGCUCCACUUUCCGAAGUCAAGGUGAGUGUCUAUUGAACGAGCGCUUAGGAUUACAGUGUAGUCAGUCUUUUUUCAAACUUGAAUGCUUAGACUUGUUUUGUAUGGUUCAACUUACAUUUACAUAUCAUACAAAUUUUUAUAGUACAGGCGUACAGUACUCUACGGCUCACAGAAUAUUCUUCCUUUGGGUGUGUUACACAUGUUGCUUUGUAUAUAUUGUUGUGGCUGCAGGGUGUACUUGAGCCAUAGUUUUCACGUCUUAUUCUGUCCUGAUUGCAAUGCACUGUUAUAUUAUCCUUUACUCAUAUUAGAAAUUGUAAUGUAAUUGAAUGUGUAUUCUCUUGGCUGUUUUAAUUUGGCAGUCAUUCACAUCUGGUAGACAUAGUCUAGUAUUGUUGACUUUGCCAGACACUUGUUGUGAUGGAUACAAUUGAAAUCAAGAGCGAAAUGACAGAUGUGUUGUACUGCAAGUUAUAUUUUGUGCACUUUAAUGAAAUUUAUUUGUAACUAUUAGUAUGAGGAAAAUUAACUAGGGUAUGAUUUUUUCUGCUACGCAUUUACACAGAAAUAUCAGUAAAAUGAUGGCAUAGCAGAUGUAUAGAUUUGUAUUUGAUAGCUUUACAUAGUAUAAGUGCAUUUCAUGUCUUCACUGCCACUCUGACAUUGGGUCCAGUUUAAGUGACCUAGCUGUUUAACUGCCACUAAUUGAAUGCACAUACCUGAGUGGUUUGUCAUGGCUUCUUUAUUCACGUAUGUUGGCAACUCUGCUUGGAAUUCACAUCGGUCUUAAUAACCGUGUGUCAGUAUAUAUGCUAUAAAGAUAUAUGAUAUAAAUCAUGCUCCAGAAUGGUUGUUCAAACACCUUACAAUUUCUAAGACAUAGCGUAAAAGUGAUGCUGCAAGUGUAACCAUGUUUUUGUUUCAUGCACUUUUAUAUUUCAUUUACGUUACAAAGAACUGCCAAUGCAUUUUGACUUUUUUGCUUUUGUAUGUUUUCUCACAUAUGUGCGCUUUUUAAGGCAUAAUUCAACUUAAGCUGGACUGUUUGCGUAGGAUGGAAUUUGUCAUUUUUUCACGGCUCCAGUGUGAAGUAUUUUUCAGUGCGCUUCGUAAUGUCUGUGGCCAUGUUAAGCCAAAGCUGCGGGUUCUAAAUGCCCGUCUGUUCACUUUGGAUUCAAGGACAACCUGGUUCUUUUCAUCUUGUAUAUUGUGCAACCAUGCAACAUUUGGCAAGCUCAUUACGUCGUGUGAGACAAGUUGUGUGCAGUGUGCCAAGAGCUUUACAGGGAUUAGGAUGUUCCAGUGUGAAAAAAAGAAAAUGUGCAGUUUGUGAAUUUUAACUUACGGUAUUGUCUAUUUAAAUAGUAAUGUAGAGCCUUGGCUGUGGCUUGGUACAGGGUGCUAUGUAUUUGUUUGUAUGUGAAAGCCUAUUUGUGUACAUAUAGUUAACCUUGCCACGUCAAGGUUAUGUUUGCGUGCUGUGACGGCUGUGAUGGAACUGCGGAAACUAGUCUGUUGUGCAGCACCGUAUUCUGUCGGCAAGAUUUCAGGGCCGUUGUCUUAAUUACAUAUUGCUCCACCGAGACCAUUUUUACAGACACAUAAUGUAACAAGCCAUGUGUGAAGCUGCUGUCUUCAGUGAGACACAUUGUUCAAGCGAAACUGAAGAAAACUGCAACAUGCAUGUGAAUUAAUUUUUUUUAUUAUUGUUUUCAAUAAAUAUGUCUGUCGUCAAACUGA